This is a messenger RNA of Punica granatum (pomegranate), 1051 nucleotides long. Lineage: Eukaryota; Viridiplantae; Streptophyta; Magnoliopsida; Myrtales; Lythraceae. The record is from RefSeq and is a predicted model, not a curated record.
GCUCUAAUUUCCCCGGCAGCGGAUGAAAGGAGAUCUGCUGUCAAUGGCUUCACUUCAGCUCUCUCCGACCAAUUUUCCCAGUUGCUGGCCGGCCCCUGUCCGGCGCCGGUGCCAGCCGGUACGCUGCGCCGCGGGAGAAAGGCAGGCGCUCUUUGACCGAAUUGCUCCUGUCUAUGAUAAUCUGAACGAUCUGCUGAGCUUGGGGCAGCACCGGAUAUGGAAGCGCAUGACCAUUUCCUGGAGCGGAGCCAAACUGGGGGAUCGUGUGUUGGACUUGUGCUGUGGAAGUGGGGACUUGACCUUUCUCUUGUCGGAAAAAGUCGGUUCCAGUGGCAAGGUGUUUGGUUUGGAUUUCUCGAAGGAGCAGCUGUCGGUGGCUUCAUCUCGGCAAAGUCUGCGUGCAAGACCAUGUUUCGAGAACAUUGAGUGGAUUGAAGGCGAUGCGCUCGAUUUGCCAUUUCCCGACAGCUACUUUGAUGCCAUCACUAUGGGGUAUGGGCUAAGAAAUGUUGUAGAUAGAGAAAAGAGUAUGCGGGAGAUGCUUCGAGUGGUGAACUCAGGAUCCAGAAUAUCGGUUCUCGACUUCAAUAAAUCCUUGCAGCCACUUUCCUCCUCAUUUCGGGACUGGAUGAUUGACAAUGCGAUUGUCCCAGUAGCAUCAAGCUAUGGUCUUGCCGAGGAUUAUGCAUAUUUGAAAAGCUCAAUCAAUGAUUUCUUAACGGGUGCAGAGUUGGAAAAACUCGCAUUGGAUGCAGGGUUUUCGAAUGCUCAAUAUUACGAGAUUGGAGCCGGCCUCAUGGGGAACUUAGUUGCUACACGGUAGACAGGAAUGGUCUGUGCUGGCAUAACUUUCACCUUCUUCUGAAGGUUCAAAUAAGAUCAGUUCAUAAACGUAUAUACCGGUGUUUGUUUCUGAGGGGAGGGAAAGCCAUCCUUGUGUCUGUACGCAUGUCCUUUGUUUCGUUACUGUACGAUUCUUGGGGUGAAUAUCUUGAGACAAAAACGAAGAUUUCUAGAAAUCAAUAAUUGUUGUAGUAUUGCAUUUGUAUCC